Thalassophryne amazonica is the source of this 2374-nucleotide messenger RNA. It is a transcript of the gene grk1a, whose product is annotated as G protein-coupled receptor kinase 1 a. Gene Ontology annotation, cellular component: cytoplasm. Bases 271 to 1962 code for a protein of 563 amino acids. The transcript has 7 exons. Lineage: Eukaryota; Metazoa; Chordata; Actinopteri; Batrachoidiformes; Batrachoididae. Gene Ontology annotation, biological process: protein phosphorylation; regulation of opsin-mediated signaling pathway; visual perception. The record is from RefSeq and is a predicted model, not a curated record. Gene Ontology annotation, molecular function: ATP binding; rhodopsin kinase activity.
AGGAGAAGACGGCAGAGGACUGUGACCACUGUGGCUGUCUGUCUGUUACCAGAGCUGACAUUGACAUGUGCAACAUUCUCCUCUUCUGAAUUACUGGAUAAAGACGGAAUCAUAUCUCCUGGUUAUCUGGACUUGAUCUUCUUCCUCCCUUUCUCCUCUCUCACAGAUCUACAUUUUCUCACCCACCUUUGGAUUUCUUCAAUCGGAACCAACUUUCUUCUUUGCUGCAUCACAACCACUUUUCUUCCUUCUCAUUUCCAUUGUGUCACCAUGGAUAUUGGUGGCCUGACGACAGUGGUGGCCAACUCUGCCUACAUCUCAGCCCGUGGGAGCUUUGAUGGCACUGCCAACCCGGCAAUUAACCGGGACAAAAAGUACCACUCUCGCUUGAAGCUUCCACACAUCACAGUAUGUGAAGGUCUGCGGGAGACUUUAGACUUGGGUUUCCAGACGGUCUGCGUGGACCAGCCCAUUGGCAAACGUCUCUUCCAGGAGUUCCUUGAUGCCACUAAUGAGUACAAGGGCCCCUGUCGCCUGUGGAAGGACGUUGAGGAAUACAACAUGGCAGAAGAUGAGGGCCGCGUCAAGAAAGCUAGCAAGAUCCUCUCCCGGUACAUGGAACCUGAUGCUAAAUACUUCUGCGCUUUCCUGCCAGAAAAUGGCAUCACAAAGGUAAAGGAGAAGCACCAGGAAGCUAGAGAUGACCUUUUUAAUGAGACCUUGGAUAAUGUGAUGGACUUCCUCAAGGAAGUGCCCUACACUUUCUUCUUGGAGAGCAUGUAUCUCAAAAGGUUUCUACAGUGGAAGUGGCUGGAGAUGCAGCCCAUGGGAGAGGACUGGUUCUUGGAUUUCCGUGUUUUAGGAAAAGGCGGGUUUGGAGAAGUGUCUGCAUGCCAGAUGAGGGCCACAGGAAAACUGUACGCCUGCAAAAAACUCAACAAGAAAAGACUGAAGAAGAGAAAAGGCUAUGAGGGAGCGAUGGUGGAGAAGAGAAUCCUGUCACGUGUCCACAGCAGGUUUAUUGUCUCCCUGGCCUAUGCCUUCCAGUCAAAAACAGAGCUCUGUCUGGUCAUGACCAUCAUGAAUGGAGGCGAUCUGAGGUAUCACAUCUAUAAUGUGGAUGAGAACAAUCCAGGGUUUGAAGAACCACGAGCCUGUUACUACGCCGCUCAGAUCAUCCAGGGCUUGGAACACCUCCACCAGAAGAGGAUUAUCUACAGAGACCUCAAACCAGAGAACGUGCUUCUGGAUAAUCAUGGUAAUGUGCGUAUCUCUGACCUUGGUCUGGCUGUGGAACUGGCUGAUGAUCAGUUCAAAAUCAAGGGCUAUGCUGGGACUCCAGGCUUCAUGGCACCUGAACUCCUUAAAGGGGAGGAAUAUGACUACUCUGUGGAUUAUUUCACUCUGGGGGUCACUCUGUAUGAGUUCAUAGCUGCUAAGGGACCUUUUCGUACCAGAGGAGAGAAGGUGGAAAAUAAGGUUGUGAAGAAACGGAUUCUGAACGAUCCAGUGACCUACCCGGAAAAGUUCAGCGAGGACGCCCGGACCAUCUGUGAGGCUCUGCUGGCCAAAGAGGUGGACAAAAGGAUGGGCUUGAAGAAUGGCUCGUGUGAUGAGAUCAGGGUCCAUCCCUUCUUCAGAGAGAUCAACUGGAGGAAACUAAACGCAGGGAUCCUACCGCCUCCUUUUGUGCCAGACUCCAAAACUGUUUACGCCAAGGACCUGGAUGACGUUGGAGCUUUCUCCACAGUUAAAGGCAUACAGCUGGAAGACAGCGACAGGGAGCUCUUUGAUGAGUUUGCCUCGGGGAACAUUCCAAUCCCGUGGCAGGAAGAGAUGAUUGAGAUGGGGAUCUACAGCGAGCUGACAGUCUGGGGCCCUGAAGGCACCUUACCCAAUGACUUGCGGCGUGAAUCCAUCCUGGAGCAGCCGGCCAAGUCUUCCACUUGCACUGUGUCAUAAGAGACGGCUGGUGGAACUUCAGGACUUUAAAUGAACUGUUUGUCCUUCAAACCAAACUUUAUUUCUUAAGCACAUUUUGUAAGAGAUUUAGUACGUUAAAGGUGGAGCUGGACUGAUAGUGGAACAGGAUCAAAAGUGCUCAGAGAGCACAGCAAAACCACGCCCACAUUUCAAAGAAUCAGACACGUCGAAAAAAUGUUAAUGAGCUUUUAAACAGUCCAGGUCAUGAACAAUAAAAUAUCUGAACUCAUAUCCAUAACAUCUACCUUUUACCACUAUAUUAUUAUGGGGCCUGAAAUUUGACAUUACCCUCCCACCUUGAUGGUUGACUGAUCCCAACCAAAAUAAAUCACUUCUUCUUAUUUACAGUCACAAAGUACUUGACCAGCUUAAACAAAAUUGAAUGAGGCGU